UUUAUCUUCAAGUUUUGUAUAAUUCAGCAUAUAUUAGAGUAGUGUCCCGAUGACUAUUGAAUUAGAAGAACCUCCAUUGCUUCAAGAUAAUAAGCAGGUUAUUAAAGAUUUAUUUGGGGGAACUGUUGGUGGUAUUACCCAAGUCUUAGUUGGUCAACCAUUUGAUACCGUUAAGGUUAGGUUGCAAUCUGCCCCAGAAGGUACUUAUAAUGGUGCAUUGGAUGUUAUUAAGAAAUUGAUAGCAAAUGAGGGGCCCAAAGGUUUUUAUAAAGGGACUUUGACUCCAUUAGUUGGGGUUGGUGCUUGUGUAUCGGUUCAAUUUUCUGUCAAUGAGUUUAUGAAGAGAUACUAUAAUGAAAAAUUGAAUGGUGCUCCUUUAAGUUUAGGUCAAUUCUUCAACUGUGGUGCAAUUGCAGGUUUUGCCAAUGGGUUCUUGGCCUCACCAAUCGAGCAUAUUCGUAUUAGACUUCAAACUCAAACAGGUUCCACCAAGCAAUUCAAUGGUCCAAUUGAUUGUGCUAAAAAAAUUUUUCAAAAUAAUGGAUUAAGAGGUGUAUUCAAGGGAUUACCGCCAACCUUGUUUAGGGAAGGUGUUGGGUUAGGUACUUACUUCACCACCUAUGAAGCUUUGAUCGCCAAAGAAUUGGCCAAAGAUAAGAGUAUUGUCAGGCUGGAUAUUCCCGGCUGGAAAUUAUGUUUGUACGGUGGGUUAUCAGGUUAUUCCAUGUGGAUCAGUAUUUACCCAGUAGACGUGAUUAAAUCCAAAUUACAAACAGACUCUUUGACUAAACCAACUUAUAGAAGCUCACUUGACGUCAUCAAAGAUAUCUGGUUAAAGAAUGGUAUCAAAGGGUUUUAUAGAGGUUUUAUUCCAACCAUUUUGAGAGCUGCUCCAGCAAAUGGUGCUACUUUUGCUGCUUUUGAAUUAACCAUGAGGGUUAUUUCUUAGUGCUAUCUUGUCUUUGUAUAAUAGUUUUUAUGUUAAUAUUUAUAUUUAUUCGCCAUGUCAUCAUCAUUUAUACUCUGAAAAUUAAGGUAUGCACCCAGUAGAGCUCAUGCAAAGCUACGUUUGAA
Molecule: messenger RNA, 1074 nt
Organism: Hyphopichia burtonii NRRL Y-1933
Lineage: Eukaryota; Fungi; Ascomycota; Pichiomycetes; Serinales; Debaryomycetaceae
Gene: YMC1
Product: organic acid transporter
Exons: 1
Coding region: 50-949 (299 amino acids)
Biological process (GO): mitochondrial L-ornithine transmembrane transport
Molecular function (GO): L-ornithine transmembrane transporter activity
Source: RefSeq, a predicted model, not a curated record